CUGAAAAGUCUAGCCGAAUAUUACAUAUUCUUACACCGACGCUACCCCGCCAUCCACCCCUAUUUCCCCCUCGGCAAACUUCGCUUCUCUCGAAACGCCGACAUCUCCGACCACUCACUAAACUUUCCAUCUGAGCAGGAACCAUUACAAAUGAAACAUGCGUUGAGCUCACCCGUCACCCAAGAAUGCUAUAAGUUCUUGUGGGGAGGAAGUUGGGGUACGUUGCGGGGUCCGAGCGGUGUGUGCGGGGAAUCCUUGCUCGACUGUCAGACUUCUUUCAUGGUUGGUAUCCAAUCAUUCAGAGGGAAUUGGAGUCUUAACUUCAUGUCCACUAUCCGUAUUGUUGGCAGAUCUCGCGGAGUGCUCUUGGGGAAACGUGGAGAAACUUAAAUGUUAAGAUACCAUGCAUUCCUCAAAGUUCAGGCGCCAAAGAACUUUAUCCUUUCAAACUCUUGGCUUCAAGCUCGAUACACGUUGAUACUGCUCAAUAAUCAUCAUGGCAGUCGGAGCUAGAGCAAACGCCUACAACUUCGCAGUAACCUUCUUCGCCGCAUUCGGUUCCUUUACCUAUGGCUACAAUUCCGCAAUCAUGGGGUCGGUCAUCGGACUUCCCUCUUUCUUCCCAUACUUCAACAUUGACGAAUCGAGUUCCAAAGGAUCUUCCAUCACCGGAGCCAUCAACGGAGUCUAUUACGGUGGCGGUGCUCUAGGAUGCUGGACAAUUGCUUACCUUGCAGAUUAUUUUGGCCGAAGAAGAUGCAUUCAGAUCAUUUGCGUUGGAUGCAUCAUCUCGGCAGCACUGCAAGCAGGGAGUGUGCACAUUGCUAUGUUGUUAGUGGGGCGGUUGCUAAACGGAUUUUGCAUUGGCUUGAUCAACUCGAUCAUUCCAACAUAUCAGUCGGAGAUUGCCCCUGCUGCCCAACGAGGACGGUUGGUGGGAUCUCAUGGGUUUAUCAUUUGUAUUGGAUAUGCCAUGGCUGGCUGGGCUGGGUACGGCAGCUAUUUUGAGACAAAUCCCGCUAUUCAAUGGCGACUCGUUCUUGCUCUACAAGCUGUUGCACCCCUCUUGUUGCUGAUUGGUAGUCCUUGGCUCCCAGAAUCUCCACGUUGGCUGAUCAGCAGGGGUCAUGACGCCGAAGGGUUGAGGAUUCUCGAGAGGCUUCAUGCGCGGCCGGACGAUCCAUAUCAUAUCGCUGCAAGAGAAGAGUUCAUGCAAAUCCAUAAGCAAGUUGAGCUCGAGCGAGAUCAGAAAGUGCGGAAUCUGAUUCAGUUGCUCAUCCACCCAACAUACCGACGACGCAUGCUAUAUGGUUUCUUCUUCCAGUGCCUUGCUCAGAUGACGGGAGUUCUUGUCCUUCUGUACACGAAUCUCGGUCUUCAUGGAGCUGCACCUCUCGUUCUGUAUGCAUGCUUCAACACCUGGGCCUCCUUCUGCAACUGGGUCAACUCCAUGAUACUGGAUCGCUUCGGGCGGAUCAGAAUUAUGGCCAUCGGAGUGAUCGGAUGCGCAGUCUGUGUCACUAUCGAAGCUGCUAUGGUAGCAAGGUAUGCCAAUGGUGGGAGUAAGGCAGGGAAUGCGAUUGGCGUAUUGUUCAUCUAUCUAUUCGUUACCUUCUAUGGCGGGUGUGUAGAUGUGUCGAUGUAUGUUUAUUGUUCGGAGAUCUUUCCGACUCUCAUCCGAGCUCAAGGUGUUGGAUUCUCUAUCAGUGGACUCUUCGUUUCGGCUCUGCUCUUCACAGAGCUGGCACCGACAGCUUUCAACAAUAUUGGAUGGAUAUAUUACCUUGUCUUCAUCUUCCCACCACUCUUCGCUGUCGGAUUCUUCAUCAAGUAUUUCCCAGAGACCAAAGGCCUAGCGUUGGAAGAAGUUGGAGCAAAGUUUGGCGAUGAGGUUGCACUGGAUCUCACGCAUCUGACAGAAAAGGAGCGUGAAGAUCUGGACAGGAAAUUGGCUGAUAUCACCACGCUGACGGAAGUGAAUCAUCCUGCUAUUGUGCAGCAAGACGCAUGA
This is a messenger RNA of Mollisia scopiformis, 2011 nucleotides long. Its product is annotated as putative sugar transporter. Gene Ontology annotation, cellular component: membrane. The transcript is spliced from 6 exons. Gene Ontology annotation, molecular function: carbohydrate:proton symporter activity. The record is from RefSeq and is a predicted model, not a curated record. Gene Ontology annotation, biological process: transmembrane transport; carbohydrate transport. Bases 497 to 2011 code for a protein of 504 amino acids. NCBI's taxonomy places the organism in Eukaryota, Fungi, Ascomycota, Leotiomycetes, Helotiales, Mollisiaceae.